This is a messenger RNA of Juglans microcarpa x Juglans regia, 1372 nucleotides long. RefSeq names its product NAC domain-containing protein 1-like. Gene Ontology annotation, molecular function: DNA binding. The record is from RefSeq and is a predicted model, not a curated record. The transcript is spliced from 3 exons. Gene Ontology annotation, biological process: regulation of DNA-templated transcription. Bases 61 to 1323 code for a protein of 420 amino acids. Lineage: Eukaryota; Viridiplantae; Streptophyta; Magnoliopsida; Fagales; Juglandaceae.
CGAGUUUCAAGUUAUUUGACGUAUGCUGAAAUUACUUGUUUUUCAGAGAAGAGUCGUGCUAUGGAGGCUGAGAAUGGCAAGGAACGUAAACCGAUUCUCAUGGCUGCUGUUACUACCCAAUCAUUCACCAAUAACUCUGGAGAGCAACCCCAAGUAGCCCUCGACUGUAAUACACCAGAGAGCAACGACAAUUCAUUGAUCACAACGAAUAAUAUUGGAGCUGCUCAUGAUCUAGGGUUUCCUGCUGAUCUCGAUGAUGAGUCAAACAAUUUCAACAGCAACAGCAAGAUUAAGGAUCAAGGAUUUUUUUCCAAGCCUCCCGGGUACAGAUUCCUUCCAACAGAUGAAGAGCUCAUCAUCUUUUACUUGGAGAAGAAAGUAUGGAACCAGCCCCUGCCAAUUAACAAGAUCGUGGAGGUUAACCUAUAUGCAUAUAAUCCAGAUUUUCUUGCAGCAAAAUACAAGGAUUAUCAAGAAGAUCAGUUGUACAUUUUCACCCCAAGAGAUCGAAAGUAUCAAAAUGGAAGACGGCCAAAUCGAGCUGCUGGUGAUGGAUAUUGGAAAGCCACCGGAGCUGACAGAAAAAUCAAAUCCAAUGGAACAAUAGUUGGGUAUCGGAAGGCAUUGGUUUUUUAUAUAGGAAAGGCUCCAAAGGGUAAAAAGACCGACUGGAUUAUGCACGAAUUUAGAGUCAAGGAUUCACCCUGUAGCGAAAGAGGCUCAAAUGGCAUGAGGUUGGAUGACUGGGUCUUAUGCAGGAUUUAUAAAAAAGCUGUUAAAUCAAUCAAAAUUCAAAUUGAAGAUAAUGCUCCUGUGAUGGUUGGUUCAACUUCACUGCUAGAUGAUCAUGAUGGGAGGGAUGAUGAGAUGAAUUUUGGAAAUCUCGAAGCUGCCGCUAUUGCUGAUGUUGAAGUACCAAUAAUAGGUGCCUGGGAUAAUAUGCUGACCACCACGGCCAGUACCUUCCAAAACGGGUUCCAGCAGCCAGAAUUUGAUGCUCAAUGCAGUAAUGCUCAUGCUCUCGAUACUGGGGCUACUUUCAAUGGCUACUUCAAUUAUGCAAGUCCUCAUGAUCUUCCUGCCACGAUGGUUCCACCAAUUGGGUGGUCCAACUGGGUGUAUAAUUCCACAGAUCAGAGAGUCUUUGGGUCUAACUAUCCAAAUGAACCGAGUGAAUUCCAAGAGGAUCUGUUGAUGAGUUUGCCAUCUCAAUUGGAUCCUAGUAGUUAUAGCUUUUACCAAGAGUCGUAUGUACAUCUUCCCGGUAGUGUUCCAAAUAAUAAUCCUGUUGAUAGAGAUGGCAGUGAAGAGUCUGACGACUAAUCUUUAAUUUGUUGAGAGAACUUAAGUAUUAGUUUAUAUAAGAUGAUGA